AUGCUCGUCAAGGCUUUCACCGCCGCCGGCCUGGUCGCCGUGAGCAGCGCUCACAUGAUCAUGAUCAGCCCUGUCCCCUAUGGCAAGUCCACCCUCAACAACAGCCCCUUGGACGCGAGCGGCUCCGACUUCCCCUGCAAGAUGCGCGCCAACACCUUUGCCGACGAGGGCGCCAGCAACGUUUUCCCGCAGGGAAGCACCCAGCAGCUCCAGUUCCAAGGCUCGGCCGUCCACGGCGGCGGUUCUUGCCAAGUCUCCGUCACCACCGACGCCGAGCCCAACAAGGACUCUCAGUGGAAGGUCAUCAAGUCCAUUGAGGGCGGAUGUCCCGCCAAGGACACCGCUGGCAAUCUGCCGGGCAACAGCCCUGACAUCAAGAGCGGCAACAAGUACGAUUACACCAUUCCCAAAGAGAUGCCUGUCGGUAACUACACCCUCGCCUGGACCUGGUUCAACAAGGUCGGCAACCGAGAGAUGUACAUGAACUGCGCCCCCCUCACCGUCCAGGGCUCGGGCGGCUCCGAAGGCUUCUUGCAGACGCUGCCCGACAUGAUGGUUGCCAACCUCAAGUCUGUCGGCGACUGCUCCACCAAGGAGGGCACCGAUGUCCAGUUCCCCAAUGCCGGCCAGGAUGUCGACAGGCCCAACGGCGAUGGCAGCCUUGGCCCCCCCAGUGGUAACUGCAAGGGUGGCGGCGGCGGCGGCAAGAAGCCCGCCCCGACCAAGCCUGGCUACGGAAGCGGCUCGCCCACCAGCAACGCAGGUGCCUAUCCCGUUCCCACGCAGCCCGCCGGUGGCUCUCCCAACGUUGGCUCGCCCACCAGCAACACCGGCGUCUAUCCCACGAAGCCUGUCGGUGGCAUUCCCAGCGGUGGCUCUCCCAACAGUGGCUACCCCAACGGCGGCUCUCCCAAUGGCGGUUCCCCCAAGGGUGGUGCCUCCGGUGUUCCCGGCGGCGUCUUUAUAACCGUCCCCAAGGGCGGCGCCGCGGCCACGGGCGUUCGCCCCGGCGCGACCGGUCAUCCCCAGAGCCCUGCGCAGCCUAAACCCGCUACGCCGGCCCCGAGCAGCGACGCCGGCCCCUCGCCAGCUGGUGCCCACGCUCCCGGCACUCCCUGCGCCUCCGAGGGCGACUGGAACUGCGUCGGCGGCUCCUCCUUCCAGCGCUGCGCCAGCGGCACCUGGUCCGCUCUGUCGCAGAUGUCGUUGGGCAUGAAGUGCGGCUCGGGCGAGUCGGCCGACAUCAAGAUGGCGGCUGGCAACGCCAAGCGGACGAUCCGCCACGCCCUUCGCUUCGCGGCCUAG
Messenger RNA from Hirsutella rhossiliensis, 1305 nucleotides. RefSeq lists its product as uncharacterized. The coding region runs from base 1 to 1305 and encodes 434 amino acids. The transcript has a single exon. NCBI's taxonomy places the organism in Eukaryota, Fungi, Ascomycota, Sordariomycetes, Hypocreales, Ophiocordycipitaceae. The record is from RefSeq and is a predicted model, not a curated record.